Hyaloscypha bicolor E is the source of this 1765-nucleotide messenger RNA. RefSeq names its product glycosyltransferase family 4 protein. The transcript has 2 exons. Gene Ontology annotation, molecular function: phosphatidylinositol N-acetylglucosaminyltransferase activity. Gene Ontology annotation, biological process: GPI anchor biosynthetic process. The record is from RefSeq and is a predicted model, not a curated record. Lineage: Eukaryota; Fungi; Ascomycota; Leotiomycetes; Helotiales; Hyaloscyphaceae. Gene Ontology annotation, cellular component: glycosylphosphatidylinositol-N-acetylglucosaminyltransferase (GPI-GnT) complex. Bases 101 to 1567 code for a protein of 488 amino acids.
CCAACCUGAUCACGACUCCAUCACAGCAAUGACUCUGCCUCGCUAGCCCUGCUACUGCGGCCAGAUUCCCUCGGGCGCAGGGCAGUCCCUCGCCUGCACCAUGCCGUACAAUAUUGCGAUGGUUAGCGACUACUUCUUUCCCCAACCAGGUGGCAUCGAAAGCCACAUCUACCAACUCUCUACGAAACUCAUCGACCGCGGACACAAGGUUAUCGUCAUCACGCACGCGUACGAAGGCAGAACCGGCGUUAGAUACCUCACGAAUGGCCUCAAAGUCUACCACGUCCCGUUCCUCGUCAUCUACCGCGCCACGACCUUCCCAACAGUGUUCUCAUUCUUCCCAAUUUUCCGGAACAUUGUCAUUCGAGAGCAGAUUGAAAUCGUGCAUGGCCAUGCAAGUUUAAGCAGCUUCUGCCAUGAAGCCAUCCUUCAUGCGAGGACAAUGGGACUGAGGACGGUUUUCACGGAUCAUUCGUUAUUUGGUUUUGCAGAUGCUGCCAGCAUCCUCACCAACAAGCUUCUCAAGUUCACUCUCAGUGAUGUGGAUCAUGUAAUUUGCGUCAGUCAUACAUGCAAAGAAAACACCGUUCUUCGCGCCUCUCUCGACCCCUUGAUGGUUUCCGUCAUCCCAAAUGCAGUCGUCGCAGAGAACUUUCGACCUCUUUCCCAUCCAGCUUACCCCCCAUCCGAAUUUGGGAAUCAUAUGGUUCCCGUACAACAACAUCUCGGCCCACACGAUACGAUCACCAUCGUUGUCGUUUCCAGACUGUUCUAUAAUAAAGGAACUGAUCUCUUGGUGGCAGCAAUCCCUCGAAUACUUGCAAGCCACCCACAUGUUCGAUUCAUAAUUGCUGGGUCUGGUCCAAAAGCUAUCGAUCUAGAACAGAUGCUGGAAAGGAAUGUCCUCCAGGACAGAGUCGAGAUGUUGGGCCCCGUGAGGCACGAGGAAGUCAGAGAUGUCAUGGUCAGAGGACACAUCUAUCUCCACCCAAGCUUGACAGAGGCAUUUGGUACCGUGAUUGUUGAGGCAGCAAGCUGUGGCCUUUACGUUGUAUGUACCCAGGUUGGAGGCAUUCCAGAGGUUCUGCCCAACCAUAUGACGGUAUUCGCAAAGCCCGAGGAGGAUGACCUGGUUGCUGCAACUGGGAAAGCUAUCGCAGCGCUCAGAUCGAACAAAGUUCGCACGGAGAACUUCCACGAUCAGGUUAAGAAGAUGUAUUCAUGGACAGAUGUGGCUGAACGGACCGAGCGUGUAUAUGACGGGAUUUCUGGUGUUCUCAGCGAGGCCGACUUCUACGGAUACGAUGCUGCAGAUGCGGCAAGCUGGAGUGCAACGAGAGGGCGGGCGGGCGUGCAGAGCUUUGCAUUGAUUGACCGUUUGAAGCGGUACUACGGGUGUGGAAUCUGGGCUGGGAAACUGUUCUGUCUAUGCGUGGUUAUUGACUAUCUCCUGUUCAUGUUCCUCGAGUUCUUCGCCCCAAGAGACGAAAUUGAUAUUGCCAGGAAUUGGCCAAAAAAAAUCAGGGUAGAAAACUCCAGAAGGGACCAGCGCACUUUCAAACGGUGACAUCGAGGAUGGGAGUUCCAAGACCACGCUCGCAAGCUACUGCCCUGAAACGGUGCAGGCAGUUUUCCGAUCAGUCACGCAUUGGUAUUAAGACUGAAGUCGCCAUGGGAGAAAGGCUCGCCAAGUAUAGCAAGCAGUGCCAAGGUGUGUACCUGUAAAGUUCCGUGAAAUCCUAGUUAAUAUAAAACAAUUCGCCUC